AUGUAAAAUAAUUGCAUCUCGAAUUCCCUUUACUUUACCAAACACACUCAUUUCAAAUAAAAUAUUUAUCGAGGAUAUUUUGUCUUUAAAAAUGCCAAUUUUAGCAUUCUAGAAACAAGAAACAAAAUGAGAUAUGAUAGCAAACAUUCUGAACCUGAAGAUUAGGUCUUUGUUUCAAGUUCAGUCUAAUAAAUACCAAGUUAGAGAAGAAUAACAUCUGAAAAUUCUAAUAUUGAAGAUUAAUAAAUAUAACAGAUUGAUAAUAAAGGAGUAAAUAAGCGAUAUUAAACUAAUAUCAAACUUAUGCAAAAAGAAUAAUAAAUCCUACCAUAAUUAUCAUCUACAUAAUAAGUAGUUAGAAUGAAGUUGCAAAGUCGAUAAUUAAAGGCUAAACCUAAUUUCAAGAAACAAAAGAGUUUAGAACAUGCUGUUCAAUUACGUUAUUUAAAUAAAUAAUAUGAAGAAUUACAUAAAGGUAUCAUGAUCAAAUGUCUAUUUUUAAAUAUUAAUAAUAGAGAAGAAUAUUUGGAUAAAGUUAUUAUUUUGAAUUUUGAAAGUACUUAAUUUUAAUUGAUUAGAUUUAUUAUUGCAAUCUAAAAGAAGCUUUUGGGAUCAUAAAACUGAUCUAAAAAUAUGCCAUUCUUUUUCAAUAGGUAGCGUUAUAGAAUAAUGUGAUAGUCCUUAUUGUCCAUGUACUCUAAGAAGUGAUCUCAAAAAUACUUUAAGAAUGUAUAAUAUCUUUUUAUUUUUAUAUUAUUCUUAGACUUUCGAAAGCUUAUUUAAUAGUACUCCUAUUUACUAAUUAGACCUUUGCUUUUGUUUGGUAAAGAUAUUUAUAAGAUAAUGGUUACAUUUAUGAUGCAAUCUAUUUAUCUAAAUAAUUAUCUCAAUAAAUUGAAUGUGGAGGUAUUAAGCUUAAUAGAUUAUUAAGAGAUUUUAACAAAUUUAAAAUUACUAAAUUAUUAAUAUUUGAUUCCAUCGAUAUUUCUAAUACUUUUCCAAAAAUACCUCCUGAUCAAUUUCAAUAUAAAUUACCUAUACAUGGAACUGAAGUAGAAACAAUAUUAUUCAUUUUUUAAUAAAUUUAAAAUCCAAAAUAAUUUGAUUCCAAAGUCAUUUUUGAUAUUUGCACUUCUCUCUAUAAUGAUUCAAAUGUUAUCAUUAGUAGAAAACCUAUUACUAUAUUAUCUAUUGAUCUAACUUGUGCAUAUAAUUACUUUAAUCAAAAAGAGGACUUUUUUUAAGAUAAAUUAUAAAUUUUAUCUAAAUUAUCCACAAUUUAAGAAGAAUUCAAUAAAAAUAUCAUUUAAUUUGAUUCUACACUGCUCUAAGAACAAGAAGAUUAAGUAUACAAAUGGGUUGAUACUACACGUAAUCGAGUUUUAGAUUAAAUUAAAUCAAAGUUUUAAGAGAAAAUACCAUUAUUACAUUUUACAGUUGGAGAUUUGAUUGUUCGAAAUCAUAAAUUUAAAAAGUUAUAUUUUAACUAUCCUCAAUCAUAAUUAAUUCAUAAAGAAUCUUUAUUGAAUAAAAAAAUUAUUAAAAUAGAUACAGAAACUGCAGCAUAUCAAAACAAAUAAAAAAAUUAAUUAACAAUAAACUGCUUUCUAUGUAUAGAAUGA
Messenger RNA from Paramecium sonneborni, 1622 nucleotides. NCBI's taxonomy places the organism in Eukaryota, Ciliophora, Oligohymenophorea, Peniculida, Parameciidae. The record is from the annotation of a GenBank genome assembly.